AUGGAGAACGAAAUCAAAGCCAAAUCCACUGCAUCUGCAACAUUAGAGAUCGAAAUCAAAGCCAAAUCGAUGGAUUUGGGAGGGAGGGAGGGAAACCUACUCAUAGGCCUACAGCUUCGAGGCCGGAUGCGCAGCCGCCAGGGGACGGGGGUCAUGCCACUGCUCGGGGUGCACGCUGCCGCACGGGAUGGUGCGCGCCGCCGCCUUGGUCCGUGCCAUCGCCUCGGGGCCGCGCUGCCGCCCGGGCUACGCGUCGUCACCUCGAAAUCAAGAAGGGAAGUAAAGGGACGGGGUGAAUCCAUCUGCGUGAGGGAUGUGUUGGGGGCGCCAGCAACAAUGGAGGCCGGAGGGCUGGCGGGGACGCCGUGCCGCGCUGGUCAGGGGAGGGUGCGGCACGAGGGAGGCGAGCGCGAUUGCGCGAGUGCGAGAGGGCGGCGCUGA
Molecule: messenger RNA, 441 nt
Organism: Miscanthus lutarioriparius
Lineage: Eukaryota; Viridiplantae; Streptophyta; Magnoliopsida; Poales; Poaceae
Source: the annotation of a GenBank genome assembly